UAGAUGAGCAUGUGGAUGGAGGCAGUCGGAGAACCUUUACCUUUGGCCGCUGUAUCCCCUCUCUUGCAGAAGGGGGCUUCCAUUUACACUUCACGGAAAGCCUUUCUCCAAGUGCCCGCUAAUUGCCCGCAAUUUGCCAUUGGAAUCUGUCACCCUCCCGCUGCUCGAGAAAUCACAGUAUCUGAAAUCUGAUUGAUUGCCCCGGUCCCGAGAUCGACGCCCUCCGCUGGGGGAUUUGCAUAAAUAUUUUCCAGCUCUUUGGAAUUUUGAUAUUAUUGCCGUUCUCUAUCCGGCUCGUUGCGGCUUUGGUUUAGUUUCGUUUGGUUUCUUUUCGCCUCGUCUCGUUUCGUUUCGAUUCGCUUGGCUUUAUUUGAUUUUCUUAUGGGAGUAGGUCAGUUCAAAAUUUGCAUAUAUGGCUGCCUUUGAUUUCGCGCUCGAUUUUUUAUUCAUAUUCUGACUGUUUGCCCUGCCCCAAAAGCGUAAAUGUGCGAACACGUGCUAUACAUAUGAUGAUUUCCCAUCUCCUUGGCUGACUUCUACUCGGCCUAAUGUGAUUAGCGAUGAUGGGCUAUAAAAUAAACAUGGGCUGUGCACUAUCUGUAUCUAUCUAAGUGCCAUGGGGUGUCCCCCCGGGAUAGUUGGGUCAAUUGCAGAGUCAAUAGAUUGCAACAGUUUGUCUAGCUAUUGAUUAAACAUUGAAAUGCCUAUAAAAUGGCUUCCACUUUCCACAAAGAAUUAGUUAGGAUUCUAGCAUAUCGCUGAAAGCAUGAAGUUGGGUAAGCACCGGCCUCGAUACGGUUUAUACAACCUGUUCCUGAGGACACACUCGUCCCUUGCAGUUCUGGUAAUCCUUGGAGGACUGCUCGCCCUGGGACACUAUCCUACUUAUGGACAGUACUAUCCCUGCAGUCCUACGGAUGCUGUUUGCGUGUGCUCGGGUCACCAGGCUGGGGAGUUGGUUCCGGAUUGCGAUGACUGCUCAGGUUACAUCCUUUGUGGCACUGGCUCUUACCAGAAGGUAAAGUGCCCUCCUGGUCUGAUCUUUAACGUCGACUUGAAGGCCUGUGUGCCCGGUCAGUGUCCCAGAUUGGAUGGCACUUGUGCGACUCUCACUACCGUCACUCCGCCCACAUCUCCAGGAACUCAAACCCCUCCAGGACCAGGACAGUGUGCCAGUGAUGUGGUAUGCAGCUUCCACGGACAGAUCAUCGCCCACCCUGAGCACUGUCGGCUAUUCUACACCUGCGUGGGGAAGUGUCCUUCCUUGGGAUUCUGUGAGCUGGGCAAGUGGUUCGAUCGCGAGAAAUUUGUGUGUGACUACCCCUUCAAUGUCCACAACUGUCCCUCCAAUAAGGAGUAG
Messenger RNA from Drosophila biarmipes, 1360 nucleotides. RefSeq names its product chitin-binding domain protein cbd-1. Gene Ontology annotation, cellular component: extracellular region. Lineage: Eukaryota; Metazoa; Arthropoda; Insecta; Diptera; Drosophilidae. The transcript has a single exon. Gene Ontology annotation, molecular function: chitin binding. Bases 767 to 1360 code for a protein of 197 amino acids. The record is from RefSeq and is a predicted model, not a curated record.